GAGUUCCCUGAUAUUCUGGACGUCGGGGAGAGGCUCAUGGCCUGCAUGAAUCUGCAGAGGUUCCAGGCCGUUGCUACCGAAGAGGACAUGCUGAGGGAAGCCAACUUAGUGGUCGACACGUACGGGUUCCUUGCGGGCGUCGUGUUCGAAGGCGUAGGAAAGACGGGAGACACCGCGAAGACUGUUCCGGCAAAGCUCAAGUACGCCAUAAGAGUCGACUACGAGAAAACCCCGUCUACAUUCAACUUGGGGCCACGGUACUGGCGACCAGGACCUUAUUCCAACAUGGCGGUGCACAUGCGGUACCACCAGGGAUUCCUUCUGCUGCAGGAGAUGAUGGACAGCGCCAUCCUCAGACUGCAGUACUGGACCAACAACCCUCAGGACGCAGAGUCGGUGCCAAGGGCGAAGAGGCAGGCGACAGCGAAGGGCGUGAGCGACGCGGAGAGGGACAUGUUGCUUAACCUCCCUGUGUAUACUAAACAACAGCCGUACCCCUGCUACGAGAAGGAUGAGUUCCUCGUGAUGAUGAACGAGUCGCCAGUGAUGAGCCUCGUCUUUUCCUUCGUGGUGUUCACCGUCUACGUCGUGUUCCUGAUCCGACACCUCAUCCAGGAACGGCAGUCCAGGAACAAACAGGUGCAGGAGGUGAUGGGACUGAGAACGUGGGUGGACCUGCUCGCCUGGCUGUUCUUCUCGCUGCUCCUGCUGGUGGUGAUCCUGCUGGCCCUGGCGCUGCUGAUCAAGUUCGGAAACCUCCAACCCAAAGCAGAGUUCGGCGUCCUGCUCGCCUUCCUGCUGAGCUACGGGCUUAGCAUUGUGUCCUUCUGCUACCUGGUGUCCUGCGUCGUCCCCGGGGCCAUCCUGGGCGUGUUUGUGGGCGUGAUGGCGCUCCUGGUGUUCAACGUCCCCUUCAUCAGCAUCUCCGUCGUGCAGGCCCACACGCCCCUGUACACCAUCCUCGUCUCGUCUUUGUUACCUCCAACGGCCUUUGGCUUCGGCUUCCGCGUCAUCUGCCAAUACGAACUACUUCAAAUCGGAGCGACAUUUGGCAACCUGUGGACGCCGCCACUCAGAGACACAGAUAUGACGCUGGGACUGGCCAUUGUGAUGCUGCUGGCGGACACGCUCAUCUCCUUCGUGCUGGCCGUCGUCAUUUCCAUCCUGAAGAACGGCACUCUCCGGGCCCUGGCGACGGGGGGGCGGCCGCCGCUGCUGCACCAGGCCUCCUUCUCGGACAAGGCCUCCCUCAAGCGCUCCAACGAUUUCACUUUCAACAUCUUCCAUGAGGACACAGUCCAUCCCCUGGACGUCGACCCCGGCCUCAAGCAGAGCUUCAAGAAGGGCCUCAGCAUCGUGGGUCUCCGGAGGAUCUACGAGAACCGCGGCGCCUCCAAGGUGGCCGUCGACAACCUCAACCUCGAGCUGUACGAGGGCCAGAUCAUGGCACUCCUCGGCCACAACGGCGCCGGAAAAACAACUGUCAUCUCCAUGAUCACCCGGGAGCUGCGCCAAACCGCGGGCAACAUCUCGGUCUACGGCCACGACAUCCGCACCUCCUGGGACAAGGCGAGGAAGCUGAUGGGAAUGUGUCCCCAGAAGGCCGUCCUCUUCCCGCUCAUGACGGUGCGGGAGACGCUCGCCUAUUACACCCGGCUGAAGGGCACCGCAGCCGACCAGACCGACGCGGAAGUCAACUCGACGCUCAUCAACAUGGGCUUGUACGACCACCGCGACCACCUCGGGCGCCAGCUGUCGGAAGGGCUUCGUCGGCGGCUGUGCAUGUCCAUCGCCUUCGUCGGGGGGUCCAAGCUGGUCAUCCUGGACGAGCCGACGUCGGGGGUCGACCCGGCGGCGAGGGCGGCCAUGUGGGAGGUGAUCAGCAACCACCGCAGCGGGAGAACCAUUUUGCUCACCACACACCACCUGGACGAGGCCGAGACCCUGGCUGACCGCGUGGCCAUCUUGCAUCAGGGGAGACUCCUGUGUGUCGGGUCGCCCCUCGCCCUCAAGUCCGAGUAUGGGUCCGGCUACAGCAUCACGCUCAGCAACAGGCGUGUCUACGACGAGACGGAGGACGGGCAGUACAAGGGAAAGCAUGGCAAGGACGGGUCUUUCCUGCCGCUGGACGUCUCCUUCCAGUUUGCGAAGACCGACGCUGUGCUCGAACUGGUGAAGAGGUACGCGCCGAACGCUCGCCUCCUGGAAGCUGUCAACGGCGAGGUGACUUACUCGAUCCCCAUGACGGACGGCCAAGGCAACGAGAGCAGGUUGCCCGAGCUGUUGGGCGAGCUGGAGGGCAAGUUGGAGGAGCUGGGGUUCGUGUCCAUGGAGAUCCGACCCACCAGCCUCGAGGACGUCAUCAUCGCCCUCAACGCCAUCAACGCCAUCGAGUCCGAGAGUUUGGCGCAGUCCAAGGUCCCUCGAGCCCCAGAUGGCCUUGCAGAAGAGGAGGACCUGCGGGACCUGUUCAACUUCCGGCCUCUGGCUCCUCGCAGCGGCGUCAGGCUCUCCUUCCAGCGGCUCCUGGCUCUCCUGCUCAAGCGCCUCCUGCACCACGGCCGGGACUGGGUCUUCUACAUCCAGAUGUUUGUGUUGCCGCUGGUGUUCAUCUGCCUGGCCAUGCUGGGGUCCUGGUGCCGACCCGCCUUCGAAGGCACCGCGCCCCUGGAAAUGAGUCCGCACAUAUACUCUGCGCCAUCCACCUCCUUCGUCAGGCAACUGGACCCGACCUUCGAGCCCCUGGCAGAGGAGUUCCUUCGGCUGACCCUGGGCGCCAGCAGCAGCAGCAGCAGCACGGGGCAGUGGUCCGCCUGCCCUCCCAGCGUGGCCAACGCCAGCCUUGGUGUGCCGCACUGUAAUAUAUCAGGCGAUAGCACGCAGUCCCUGUGCAGAUGCGAGGAUGACGUGUGUUCCGUGGACGUCACCAACCAGCCCAGCCUCAACGACUGGAUCUUAGGAACACGAUAUAAACAUGUCCAGAACAGCAGACUGGUAAUACAAGGAAUACGACCUACCAAUUUAAAGACAUACCAUAUAAUUGGAUCUUUACCUUUCUUAGAACGUUAUAAGUACAUCAUAAGUAUAAAUCCACACCCUGACCUUUCACCUCCGUCCCUUUCAGAUACGGGGCUGAGCCUGGGCGUGGAGGACCCCCUCGCUCCCACCCAGCAGCCCCGGAGUCAGCUUACGACAACUCCCGGCUACUCCGGCCCUCCCCCCCCCCCUACCUCAACGCCCUCACGAACGCCCGCCUCAGCAGAGACUUCUCGGGACCAGUACAAGGUCACCACCAUCACAAACCCGGUCAAGUUCUCCAAAUACGGCUUGAACAGCAUCUCACUGUGGCGUCGUUUUUACAUUUUCCUUCUGAUAAUUUUCUUUGAUGAACCUUCCCACCGCGGCUACGGUGGGCGAGCGAGCAGACGACGCGGCGAGUCUUCUUCGUCGCCGGCGUGUCGAGGAACACCUACUGGAUGCCAACAUGAUUGGGACGUCUCGAUUCUACUGAUCAACAUCUUCUUCACUGUGGUUGUCCUCAUCAUCUUCAACCAGCAGCAGUUCGUGUCCCACAGCAACCUGGGCGCCUUCUUCCUUCUGGCGCUGCUCUACGGGCUGAGCAUCCUGCCGAUAUUCUACCUGACGGAGGGCCUCUUCCGCUCAGAAACCGCUGCCGUGUUCUCCUUCUUCUGCGGCACCUUCAGCAUAGGCCUAAUCUCUACCCUUCUUCUUAUCGUGUGUGAGGUCUACACUUGGGUCAAGGAGCUCAAGUAUGACAUAGGAUCCAGUUUCCUUGUUCUUAACGACAUGGAGAACGUGAUCAGGUAUCUGUUCUUGAUUUUCCCGCCGUUCACCUUCGCCUGCGGCAUCAAGAGCCUCGCUGUGUCCUAUACUAAGACCUCCAUCAUGGCGCGCUUCGGCAUCGACAUCUACACGUCGCCCUUCUCGUGGGACCCGUCCAUGCAGGGCGGGCUCGGCAUCCACUACUUAGCCCUGGCCAUUUGGGCGGUGGCGGGCGUGGUCUUGCUGCACGGGUGGAACUCCUGCGUGGGGCCGCUGUCCCGCCCCGCCGCGUCAGCCCCGAAGGCCACGGCGGGGGCAGAGGAGGACAAGGACGUGGCCGCGGAGAGGAUCAAGAUCCAGUGUGGCGGAGCGUCCCUGUACGACACGGUCCUGCGGAUGGUGGGUCUGGGGCGCGACUUCGCCUCGCCGCCCACCUCGGCCGUCAGCAGCCUCUACCUGGCGCUGAAGAGGGGCGAGUGCUUCAGCCUCUUGGGUCUCAACGGCGCGGGCAAGACGACCACCUUCCGCUGCCUGACGGGCGACCUGCGCCCCUCCCGCGGCCAGAUCCUGAUCAACGGCAUCGUCCUGAACGAGGCCCUGUCCUUGCCUCGCCCCGUGAUGAGCUACUGCCCCCAGAACGACCCCCUGGACCCCAACAUCACCCCCCGCGAGGCGCUCUUCAUCAUGGCUCUCGUCAGGGGCUUCCGGGACGAGGAGCUCGUGGAGAACGUGGACCGCGCCAUCAAGCAACUCGGGCUGACCAACCACGAACACAGCUACAUCAGAUACCUGUCAGGUGGCACCAUGAGGAAGGUGUCCCUCGCCCUGGCACUCAUCGGUAACCCCCCACUGGUGCUGCUGGACGAACCUACCACGGGAAUGGACCCAGCCUCCCGACGAAUAGUGUGGCGCGCAGUGCAAAGCGUGACCCAGGACGGACGCACUGUGCUGCUGACCUCGCACUCCAUGGACGAGGUCAACCACCUCUCGCACCGCAUGGCCAUUAUGGUUAACGGGUACCUCGUGUGUAUGGGUUCCCCGCAUUACCUCAAAUACAAACUCGGGGACAAGUACACGAUACGCGUCAAGGCCAAAGACAUAGAGGACUUGCCCGUCAUCGUCGAUUACUUGAGAGGACAGCUCAACGAAGUCCUGCUCAAGGAGCAGCAUCACCUCUCCCUGGUGGCGGAGGUGAGUCGCCGGCUGCCGCUCCGCCUCGUCUUCGACACCCUCGACUCCGCCAAGCUGGUCGGGGUCACCGAGUACGACGUCUCGCAGACCACGCUCAACGAGGUGUUCCGGCUGCUGACGUCCUACCAGGGCGACGGGCAGGUCCCUCCGUCGCCGACCGACUCGGAGGCAGACCAGACGAGCGUCCCCAUGCACCUGCCCAACCUCUCUCCCGCCGGGGUGAACGUUCCUGACAGCACAUUCCAGUCCCCCAGCCGUUCCCCGUACCUGUCGCCGGAGCCCGCCCUCACGCCGGAUGGACGCCGGAGCAUGUACGACAACGUGGAGGACGGCCGAGUGGAGACCUACGCCACCGUGGGGCGUCUCAGUGCCAAGAAAGCGCCGACUCCUGAAGUGACAGCUUUGGAGAGGGACUCGCCGACCUCGCAGGCCAGCACGGCCGACGACAGCCCCGAGGAGGAAUGGACGCACCUCUAGGGCGUCCAGGUCGCUGCGCUGAGUGAAGCUGAGUGAAGCGGGCCGCACUGCAGCAGUUCGAGCGAGUGUCACAUGGUGUGAGCUCAGAUAGCGGGAGUGCAAAGUAUAGAGUACGAUUUCUUUUUUAGAAAUUCUGAAUGAUUCCUGCGAGUUUCCCUUGAUGGUCAUUUUUGAGCCAAACUGUGACUAGAAUGCCAAAUGAAUAUGUAGUAACGAUUUUCUGUUAUAAUAAUUGUUCUCCACGUUACAUUCAUCCAUUACGGUCAUCACAGUGUUUGCUAAGUGUAAGCCCUUCAGGAACGUAAACACCCGACCCACGAACGCACUCUUAUUUCUAAGCGAUCGUAUUGAAUAAGGCUUUACUUUAUUCUUUACAACACAAGAUGUGUUCAAUAGUGUUUUGAUUCAGCACAUACUAGAUUCACUACAAAUAAUACCCGAUAA
This is a messenger RNA of Penaeus vannamei (Pacific white shrimp), 5895 nucleotides long. NCBI's taxonomy places the organism in Eukaryota, Metazoa, Arthropoda, Malacostraca, Decapoda, Penaeidae. The record is from RefSeq and is a predicted model, not a curated record.